UUUUAUUCAAUGAUGGCCGAUUGGAUUCGAUAUUUUGAAUCUGAAAUUCCUCCCACAAAUUUGGAAGAAACUAGAAAGACACUGUAUGGAUUUACAGCCAGUCAUAUACAAAAUGCAAGAAACGUUGUAUUUAUUACGUCUGGAGGUACAACAGUUCCUUUAGAAACCAACACUGUGAGGUUUAUUGAUAACUUUAGCUCUGGUGCAAGAGGUGCUGCUUCAGCUGAAUAUUUUCUUUCUCAAGGGUAUGCAGUUGUGUUUGUUUAUCGUCAAAAGUCCGCCUUACCAUUUCAAAGAUAUUUUAUUGCUCAAAAUCCACUAGAAUUUCUAAAUGUCAAUGAUAAUAUUGAUAAUCCUCUUCCAAAAAGUAUUAUGGUGGAUGAGUCCAAAGCACCUGGUCUUAAAGAAAUUCUACUUCAGUACAGAGAGGUGAAACGAAAUGGCACUUUGCUUCAAAUUGAGUUUACAACACUGAGCAGUUACUUGUUCUUGUUGCGCAUGUCUGCUGAAACACUCUCUGCAUUUGGACACCGUGUGAUGUUUUACCUAGCUGCAGCCGUCUCAGAUUUUUAUAUUCCUCGAGAAAACUUAUCCACGCAUAAGAUACAGUCCAGUCAAGGACCUUUAGUGCUGAAUUUACAACAAACACCAAAGCUUUUGCAACCGUUAGUUAAAGACUGGUCUCCGCAAGCUUUUGUUGUCUCUUUUAAACUGGAAACUGAUGUAAAUAUUAUCUCGAAGAAAGCAAGAGAAUCUCUAAAUAAUAACUCACAUCAGGUGGUGAUAUCAAAUAUUCUACAAACUCGGCGUAAAACUGUUGUGAUUGUGACGGCAAGUGAAGAGAAUGCUAUAUGGAUGUCGGAUAGUGAACUGGAGCAAGGAAAAGAUAUCGAAGAAAAGAUUGUUGCUGAUUUAGCUAAGAAGCAUAGCGAGUUUAUCAGAAGCAACUCUUUACCUGGUUACAAUGCGAGUAACGAGCUUUCAUUGGAAAAGAGUUUUCCAAUCGCAGUCACCAGUGGUCAGGUUAUUUACCUUUCCGAAGGCACUACGUAUCAACUCCAGGGCAGGGUAGCAGAAAACCCAACUAGUACAAUGUUGUUAAGCCCCAGCCAAACACAACAAUUUGCGAUGACUAGUUCUUAUGGUGUCAGAAAACCUGAGGACAGUUCAGCAAGUCGGCCAUUACAAACAGAAGGAGGUGAACUUGAUACUUUAUCAACCACAGCUACAAACCUUGCAUCAAAGUUUAAAUAUGCCUACGACAAUACAGCUUUGUCUGAAGACAUGAAAGCAUUUAUAGAAAUGUUCAAGAAUAAACGAAUGACAUUAGGUUACACUCAGGAGGAUGUUGGCGUCGAGCUAUCUCGAAUUAGUGGACCUACAUACAGUCAGUCCUUUAUAUCUCGUUUUGAAUCCAAACAACUUGCUGCUAAAGCGUCAGAAAAAAUGCGACCGAUACUCCAAGCUUGGCUGGAUGCUAAAGAUGUCGACCAGACGACUGGUCUUCGGCUUUGUAAGAAACGUCGAAGGCGUACUUCUUUCACAAGCGAUGCUCUUGCUGUUUUAGUAGAAAAUUAUCAGAAGAAUCCGAAACCAAAUACGAAUGAGAUUGCCGAGAUUGCAGCGCAAUUAAAUAUCGAGCCUGUGACUGUGAAAGUUUGGUUCUGUAACAGAAAGCAAGGUGAAAGACGGCGUUCUCAGGGUAAAAUGAAAACCAGCGAAACAUUGAAAUCAGAGUUACAAGCCCGUUCAACAAGCAAAGAACAAGAAAGGCCCAAUGGAGAGCAGAUUGCAUCGUAUUCUCUUGAAAGGUUACAACCGUUAAUCGCUGAACAGGAGGCUGCUCCACCUGUGACUGUCCUAGACACCGAUACAACACAUGUUGUUCAGUUUCAGUCAGGCGUUCCUGUCGCGAGAAACGAUGACAGCAAUUCAUCUCUAACCCAGAAUUCCUCUCCGCCGUACAGCUCUUCCACGACAGUUAUCGACGCAGAUCAAGUGCAGUUUCAGCCAGGCACAACACCAGAUACUACCGAUACUUCCUUAACCCAGGGUACUUCAUAUAGUACUCCGGUAGCUGUGAUGGAGACUGAAGUUCCAACGUCAGUAUAAUCAACGCCAUUUGUACAGUAAAUAUAUAAUCCAGGCCUACAUCCGCUGACGACCGUGUACACUUUUACAUAUGGAAACAUUUCGCUUAAAUUUAGAGUAAACUUUAUGAGUGCAAUUUAUGAAAAUUAUCUGCAUGUACAACAAACAAGUCAUCAGCUGGGCGGCU
This is a messenger RNA of Dendronephthya gigantea, 2278 nucleotides long. RefSeq lists its product as uncharacterized. Lineage: Eukaryota; Metazoa; Cnidaria; Anthozoa; Malacalcyonacea; Nephtheidae. The transcript is spliced from 9 exons. The record is from RefSeq and is a predicted model, not a curated record. Gene Ontology annotation, molecular function: DNA-binding transcription factor activity, RNA polymerase II-specific; RNA polymerase II cis-regulatory region sequence-specific DNA binding. The coding region runs from base 10 to 2112 and encodes 700 amino acids. Gene Ontology annotation, biological process: regulation of transcription by RNA polymerase II.